This is a messenger RNA of Punica granatum (pomegranate), 766 nucleotides long. The record is from RefSeq and is a predicted model, not a curated record. Lineage: Eukaryota; Viridiplantae; Streptophyta; Magnoliopsida; Myrtales; Lythraceae.
CUCCGGUCUUUCUUUCUCUCUCUCUCUCUCUCUCUCUCUCUGACAUCUGCUCUCAUCUUCCGGCUCCAUUUUCAUCAAAGUGUCUGAAGAAGCUUUGAGGGAGAGAAGGAAGGAAGGAUGGAUGCGGAGAGGAGAGUUGGGGUGGCGGUGGACUUCUCGGCCUGCAGUAGGAAGGCGCUCAAGUGGGCUGUGGACAACGUCGCCCGCCGCGGUGACCACCUCAUCCUCAUCACCGUCCGCCCCGAAGGCAACUACGAGUCUGGCGAGAUGCAGCUCUGGGAGACCACCGGCUCUCCUUUUAUCCCUCUGAGCGAGUUUUCUGAUCCUGUUGUAAUGAAGAAAUAUGGAGUGAAGCCCGAUCCUGAGACCCUUGACAUUGUGAACACUGCAGCUGCCCAGAAAGAGAUUGUGGUGCUCCUGAGAAUCUACUGGGGAGACGCACGAGAGAAGAUAUGCGAAGCCAUUGACAAGAUCCCUCUGAGCUGCCUUGUUAUUGGUAACCGUGGCCUUGGCAAGCUUAAAAGGGCAAUACUUGGGAGUGUGAGCAACUAUGUGGUGAACAAUGGGUCUUGCCCUGUUACAGUGGUGAAGAGCUCCGACCAUGAAUAAAUAAAUCCGUCUUUUUCGCUCUGUUCUGUCUUCUGAUCGUAAAAUAAGAACUCAGCCCCCGUCUUGUUUUUGAGGAAUCAACUUGCUAUCUGUCUUGUAAUCUUCUCUGUUAAUUUGGUGGAUUUUCAUGUACUGCAGUGUAAAUUUUCAUCUGAGU